Lachancea nothofagi CBS 11611 is the source of this 1479-nucleotide messenger RNA. The record is from the annotation of a GenBank genome assembly. NCBI's taxonomy places the organism in Eukaryota, Fungi, Ascomycota, Saccharomycetes, Saccharomycetales, Saccharomycetaceae.
AUGAGUGAUGAGCAGCGUCCCCAUACUGCACUUAAAGGAGCUAAGGUUACUGGUGAUAUACAGGAGUUGAUGUCAUUUACGGAUGCCAAUAAAACAAUUGGAGGAUACAUUGAAGACCAACCACCGACAGGAAUUGUACACGCGGAAAGAGAAAAACUGCCCAGGUUCUCAUCCACGAUUCAAGCGAACAAGACAUCAGACGAGGACGUAAACCUGGUGACAGAGCAUGACGAUAACAGCAAAGUUGAUGAAUACAACAACGAUGACACGGAUGACGACGACUUUUUUUAUGGAGAUUAUAUAUCUGCCAACAGGAUCACCAAUAAUACCAAGACCCAAACACCAGUAGUGGUUCAGAAUGUAAUUGAUUCGAAGAACUCUCUCACGAUCCUAAAAAGCGAAGAAAGGUCGCCGUCCACGCGAAAGCCGGAAGUAGAAAUUGAGAUAAUAAGUGAUUCAUCUAAGAGUGAUGAAUCUGAGAAUGAAUACCACAAGGAAGUUAGCCCACACAGAGAUAACUCGAAGCGUAAACUUAGCGGCUCUGAGACGUCUUUGAGUGACUCCCCACGCAAGGAGCCGGAAACAACUCGAAUUUCGCGUGCAAAACGCAAGCACAUAUCUACCGAUUCUAUUAAGCAACAGAAGACAAGACGCGCAGCUGACCUUGAAGAUGACGAGGACGAGCAGUUUUUCAAAGAGCUCGCCAGGGAAUCGGGGAGAACUACAAGCACAACAAAGGAAUGCUCUCCUCCAGAAGUUGAUCGAGUUUUCAAUAUUAAAUUCGUCUCCAAGAUCGAUGGAAGUGAUGAUAAAAAGGUAAAUGCUAAGGUAAAGGGCACACAUUCGUUCGCACAAAUUCUCCCGAUGGCCCUGGGACUUAUAAUGAAGGAAUACAACGUUUCCAAGGGACUUCGAUCACACUACGAAGCUGACGCCGUUUCAGUCUAUCGGAAGGGCGUCAAAAUCCUAAACUUUAUGACCUGCAAUUCACUGCGGGUUCCAAUACAAGGCGAGAAAGAAGUAUGUGACGUUUCGCUCUUUUUAGUACCAAAAGAUCAAGAAAAGGAACACGAGUCCACAUAUGAGAAAAGUAGACACGAAGAUGAAGUUCUAUCUGGAUUAAUUGAGACAGAUGCGUCCAUUAGAGAUUUUGAAGAUCCAAAUAUCGAAGAAUAUGAGAAAGACCUGCGAAAAUCUGCUUCAGAGAGUGUGGAGAUUAUCGACGAUGAGUCUCAAAGUGACGAACCAGGAGAGACUGUCAAAAUUGCUUUAAUGGCUAAGGAUAACGAUAAAAUAUACGUGAACGCUCAUGGCGAUACGACUUUCGCCAUGCUUGCCCAAUAUUAUGGAGAGCGCAAGGGCCUUUCAGCAAAAACUAACGUGACUUUUAUCUUUGACAAUGAGAAACUUGACUCAGCGCAUAAAGUCGAAAACGUGGAUCUGGAAGACGGCGAUAUUAUCGAAGUGCUACUAGAUUAA